AUGGUUGAGUGUAUGACUGACCAUACUACAGAGCCAGUGGAGAACAUAAACGCGGCUAGUGCACAGUUGCUUAUCCCCACCCAAACACCCCCCUCCUCCUUCCUCCCGCCCCUCCAACGCCCCAUCCAAUGUGGUUUUGCACGUGAAAGUGGCGGAGAAGAGCUGGUGGAGAGCCUGGAUGUGGACAGAUUGGUGUUGGACCCAGUGGUGACGGUGAGGAAAAGCCGGGAUGUGGCUAGCGGGGUACAUGUUUCCCUGCAUCCCCAGACUCCCAACUUCCUCAAUCCCCCUCCCCCCACGCAGGUGGUGUUGGACAUGGCAGGCGCGGUGAAGAAGCUGGUGGUGUUGGACGUGGCGGGCGCGGUAAAGGAGAUUGUUGAGAAUAAUCUGGACGCGGGGGCAACGAGUGUGGAGGUGCGCUUCAAAGACUUCGUGCAGUUGAUGCACAGGUUGGACGCGGGGGCGGCGGGCGUGGAGGUGCGCCUCAAGGACUUUGGCGCGGAGCUCAUUGAGGUGGCGGAUAACGGCUGCAGGGUCUUGCCCCCCAACUGGCAGGUGAUGCCUGUGCUGCGUACGCAGCAGUGA
Messenger RNA from Closterium sp. NIES-65, 585 nucleotides. The record is from the annotation of a GenBank genome assembly. NCBI's taxonomy places the organism in Eukaryota, Viridiplantae, Streptophyta, Zygnematophyceae, Desmidiales, Closteriaceae.